Molecule: messenger RNA, 1320 nt
Organism: Arachis duranensis
Lineage: Eukaryota; Viridiplantae; Streptophyta; Magnoliopsida; Fabales; Fabaceae
Exons: 11
Coding region: 138-1220 (360 amino acids)
Biological process (GO): regulation of exocytosis; protein secretion
Molecular function (GO): GTPase activity; GTP binding
Source: RefSeq, a predicted model, not a curated record
UCCAAAAUGAAAAUGGGAAAGAAGGGAAAUUGAAGAGUAUAUAAGAGAGAAAGGUGGUGGCGUCUACCUCCGCCUACGGUAGAGCAACAUAGAGAAGAUAAAGAGAAAGAGAACGUUUCAAGGCAUAAAAUUCUGACAUGGAUCCAAAAUCCAAAGACCCUGAUUAUUAUGUGCCUGGACUUAUCACCAAUGGACUAUAUGACAAAGAUAUCCAAAUCCCUGACCCUUCUUAUUAUGUGCCUGAACUUAUGAAGGGCGCCACCAGUGGACUAUAUGACAAAGAUAUCCAAAUCCCUGAUCGGUACCAUUUAAAAUCUCGUCCUAGUUCACAUACUCGUGAGCCAACUGAAGCCGAGAAUCAAUUUGAAUUGAAACAGACGCAUCCUUACCAUGUAUUGGCAAUGGAUCAUUAUAACAAAAGCAUAGAUAAUAAGGAAGAGGAGUAUAAGAUUUUAAGUUUGGUCAGUAUAGGCAAAACCAGGAUAGUGUGCUUCGGUUACCUUGGUUUUCUUCAUCACCUCUUUUGGAAGGCUGUGCCUAAAAAUUCCCCUUCGACAGCCGAGCCUAGAAUUUUCUAUGCUCGAGUUCAUGAGUUUGAGGAGAUUCAUAUACCAUUUUGUGGCUUUUAUAGCGAUUCUAUUGAUGACUCAGAGAGCUGUGAGAUUUGCGGUCUCAAGAAUUAUGAUGAAUUCCGGAAGAAAGCAAAAGAAUUGCAGGAUAAAGAAGAAGAGAAAGCAAUGGCAAUUAAUAACGGUGGAUAUUUGUUCUGUCCAAUUAAUUUUAGCGCCAUGUACCAGUCUUCCCAUGGAGACAAACAAAUGAGUUACAACAACAUGUUGAUGUGGCAUAUUGUACUUUCAAAAUACAUCAAUUUAAUACAGCCAUUCAUUGAUUUUAAGAUAAGAACCAUUGAACUUGACAGUAAACGCAUUAAGUUACAAAUCUGGGACACAGCCGGUCAGGAGCGAUUUCGAACUAUUACCACAGCUUAUUACCGUGGAGCCAUGGGCAUUUUGCUUGUUUACGAUGUUACUGAUGAAGCAUCUUUCAACAAUAUUAGGAAUUGGAUUCGCAACAUUGAACAACAUGCUUCUGACAAUGUAAACAAGAUCCUUGUUGGUAACAAGGCUGAUAUGGAUGAAGGUAAAAGGGCUCCUACUGCCAAAGGUCAAGCUCUCGCCGAUGAGUAUGGUAUCAAGUUUUUUUUUUCGAAACUGUGAGUAGAACAUGGUUGACAACCACAUUUUCAUUGAGUUUCAUGUGACUUCAUUAUGUUUUAUAUUGGAAGAACAUUUGCAGAGUGCAAAGACAAACAUGAAU